CUUCCCCGAUCCCUAGUUCCCUUCGAGGCUUCGCUUUGACCUUUCGUCCUUCCCUCCCGGCUCUCGCUCCCGUGCUUCGACCUUGGUAUUUGGGUAUGAUUAAAACCCGACCGAUUCUUACCAAAAGUAUCACAUCUGCCCUCAUUUACACUGCUGCUGAUUGAACAUCUCAGGGUUUCCAAUUCAAACAUGGGUAGUAGAUUGGGAAGAAGAGUGGUUAACUUUGCUAAUAUUCCAAUUAAGCUUCUCAUGCCCACUUCUUUCUCCAACAUCACGGAAAUCGCCCUAAAAACCAUCCCCUCUGCUUCCAAGAUUGAAAUCAAGAGGGUUUUGGAGUCGCUUUAUGGAUUUGAAGUGGACGAGGUUCGAACCCUAAACAUGGACGGGAAGAAAAAGAAAAGAGGCGGACUUUUGAUUGCAAAACCUGAUUACAAAAAGGCUUAUGUUACUUUAAGGAAUCCUCUUUCGAUAUCCCCAGAUUUGUACCCGAUUCGUGUGAUCGAAGAAGAACGAAAGAACAUGAGCAAACAGUCCAAGUCCAGCAUUGUCGAAGGUGAUGAAACAAAGAAGAUCCAUUGGCUUGAUGGUAGCGGGGUUAAGAAAGAUACAGGUUAUGGGGGAAGGGUUAGGCACGGAGCGGCAGACCGCCGUGGGGGCAGCAGCACCACAACCGCGACAUCCAAGUUUCCGUGGACCAAGAUGCGAUCUGCUGCUAAGUAGAUUCUUGUUGUCCUUAGCUUUUUUACUGACUAAUAUGCACUCUAGGUGUUUGAUGAAAUGGCUCUGGUGAAAAUUUACCACUAGGCUGUAUUUGUUUUGGGAAUUUUAGUUGAUUUUACCUUUGAAUUUAUAUAAAUGAGCUUACUUUUCAUCAGUUCAGUAAGUUCAUGGAUUAUUGAUGUUUUCUUGUUAGC
Molecule: messenger RNA, 914 nt
Organism: Cynara cardunculus var. scolymus (artichoke)
Lineage: Eukaryota; Viridiplantae; Streptophyta; Magnoliopsida; Asterales; Asteraceae
Exons: 3
Coding region: 190-720 (176 amino acids)
Biological process (GO): mitochondrial translation
Cellular component (GO): mitochondrial large ribosomal subunit; ribosome
Molecular function (GO): structural constituent of ribosome
Source: RefSeq, a predicted model, not a curated record